This is a messenger RNA of Saccoglossus kowalevskii, 696 nucleotides long. RefSeq names its product transcription factor Spi-C-like. Gene Ontology annotation, molecular function: DNA-binding transcription factor activity, RNA polymerase II-specific; sequence-specific DNA binding. The record is from RefSeq and is a predicted model, not a curated record. Gene Ontology annotation, biological process: regulation of transcription by RNA polymerase II; cell differentiation. Lineage: Eukaryota; Metazoa; Hemichordata; Enteropneusta; Harrimaniidae. Gene Ontology annotation, cellular component: nucleus.
AUGGCAGUAGAAGGCGCCAGCAAUACUUGUCAGCAAACUUAUUAUAAUCAUUCUACAACUUUUUCAAACGAGUCAACGAAUUUCGACCCAGUUGGACCGAACCAAUUAUACGAUGACAUCUUCCAAAGCGUUGACACGAAACCAUUCGAUCUGAACCACACACUGUCAUUUGAGACUCCUAAGCCUAAAAUGGCUACGGAGUAUGCGCAGUUCGGACGGAUGCAUCAGAAAAGUUACAAUUUCUGCCACAUGUCUCCCGAAGAUUUUUUGGAACCCACUCCACAGGACGAAGCUGAGACUCCUAGCAGCAGUACAGUGACCCAACCACCGAAACGGAAACGGGGACGUCCGCCCAAAUUUAGACCCCCCGAACAAUUGAAAGAAAAGCGAUGUCAUCCAAUCUUAUGGAAAUUUCUUCUUGAGAAUCUGAAUGACCCCCAGAUGUCGAAGUGCGUGACUUGGGUAAAUAAGGAAGUGGGUGUAUUCAAAUUUGAGUCCGCAAACAAAGAAGAAAUUGCGCAGAAAUGGGGUCAAAGAAAGGGAAAUCGGAAGUUGAUGACCUACCAAAAGAUGGCGCGCGCAUUAAGGGAUUAUGGGAAGAAAGGAAUCAUUCGAAAACAUCGUAGACGCUUGCAUUAUAUAUUUCUUCCUCGCUACCUGGUCCGAGAAGCCAAUGAAAAUACGCCAGUUCCCUGA